GACAUAACCUGGCUGAAAGGAGAGGAAGAGCCAUGGGUCCUGGGUCUCCAGGGGUCCAAGGAGCAGAAAGCCCACGAAGUGUCCCUAUAGCCAGAGACUCCUCCUGCAUUCUCUUUUGGUUCCAGCAGGUGACAAGGUCAUGAGUAAGAGUGAGGAGGAGGACGCUCAGCAGGAACCACAUGGGACAGUACUGGGAAGAGCUGAAGAAGACAUUGCUCAGAGUCCUGAGCAGGGAGAAGCUUGUGGAAAUGAGAGUGAGCCACUGCUGCCAAAUGGAGCAAACUGCAGCAAAAGAGGCAGCAGCCUCCCGGCUCGCAGGGGACAAGGAGUGAAUAACCUUGAAGCACUUAGUUUGACGAGGAACCUAAGUGGGAAGAGACCAAACCUAUGCAGGGAGUGUGGGAAAAGCUUCCGCUGGAGAUCAAGGCUUAUUACACAUCAGCGACUCCACACCGGAGAGAAACCCUAUAAAUGUCAUGACUGUGGGCAGAGCUUCAACGAGAGCUCUGCCCUGACCGUGCACCAGAGGAUCCACACGGGCGAGAAGCCUUUCAAGUGCCCCGACUGUGGGAAGAGCUUCACUCAGAGUUCAAACCUCAUCCAACAUCAAAGGAUCCACACAGAGGAGAAGCCCUACAAGUGUCAAGACUGUGAGAAAAGCUUUAACGACAGCCGGCACCUUGUCCGGCACCAGAGAUCCCACUCUGGAGACAAGCCAUACCAAUGUAUGGAUUGUGGGAAGAGCUUCAGUCAGAAAUCGGAUCUCACAAGACACCGAGGAACCCACUUUGGGGAGAAACCUUUUAAAUGCGCUGACUGUGAAAAGGGCUUCAGCCAGAGCUCCGAUCUCAUCCGACACCAGCUCAGCCACUCAGGAGAAAAGCCCUACAAGUGCCCCGACUGUGGGAAAAUCUUCAGCCAGAGCUCGAACCUCACCACCCACCAGCGCAUCCACACGGGAGACAAACCCUACUGCUGCCUGGACUGUGGGAAGAGCUUCAGUCAGAAAUCGGAUCUCAGCAGACACACAGGAACCCACCUCAAGGAGAAACCUUUCAAAUGCUCUGAGUGUGAGAAGAGCUUUGCUCGGAGCUCAGCACUAAUUAGACACCAGAUCAUCCACUUAGGUUAGAAAACAGUGGUGCUUCUACCUGACAGCAGUUCUGGGGUUGCCCCAUUCAGUUAAAUGUGGUUUGAAGGUUGCAUCGGAGUGAUGCACGUUGGAAGUUAGGGUUCCAGCAUGGUUGCUGCGAUGGCCGCGGGUUCCCGCUGGUCGCUGUGAUGGCCAUGGGACUGGGCCAAGAAUAAAGAACAUCGGUGCCCUUGUAAUCUACAAACCUCCAUCUCAGAAAGCUUGUCUAUUUGCUCUGGCACAAGAGGACUGUGCUUGGGGAGUGAGCAUAAGAUGUGAGUCUAAUGGUAAGGGCUUUCCUUGCAGAGGAAAAGUCAGUUAUUCUGCCAGAGGACGUGUGGCCUUCCCACCCGGGGGCCCAGUGCCUCUGCUCUGAGAGCAAGAGAACUUAGCACAGGAAUGGAGAAUGACCCGUUACCCUAGUGAGAGGCAUCUGAAAGGGCUGGUAGACAGUCAGAUGAGAGAGACAAGUCACCCACACUGGGCAGUGUAGGCUGAUCACUAUCUAUAAAGGUGCUGAAAAAGGAGGAUGCAGGAGGGGAAGAUUGAAAAGGAAAUGGUAGAAUGGAUGAGAGAGCAACACCGUUAAACAAAUGCUAUGACCCUGUGGGCUCCUAAAGCCACCAUUUGUGCCCAACAGAUAUAUCUCCAUCACCCCACUGAUUCCUGCCACAUCAAUGACUAGUGAGAAACACUGACUGAUCAUGAUCACAGAUGAAGUGCCUCAGACUUCAGUGUCAGAAGCUGCUACGCUCCUCAUCUCUGUGAUGGUGAAAGAGCCGGGGCACAGGGCUGGGCAAAAUGCUUCUGAAGAGAGCUGGGAUGGCUGACCCUGUCCUGGCAGGGUCACGCCAAGCAGAAGAGAGCUCCAGAGUGGCGGUGUACUGGGGCUUUGUGAUGGCAUCUGGCGGUGCCACUCUGACUGGGGCUUCAGGAUAAUUUGGGAUCUCUCUCUGUGAAGCUAUCUAACUUCAGAGCUAUUUCUUCUGAGCCUUUUGUGCCCCUCCUUCUGGGAAAAAGGCCCUGAUAUAAAGAGCUCAGAUGCACUUAUGAGAGUGGGUCAAAACUGGAAGGAAAAUUGUGAAGCAUUUUGAAAAUUUAAAAAAAAAAAAAGUGUGGGGGGUUGUAUUUUCUUGCAAACUUUUCUGAAGUCAAAAGGAAAAAUUCUAGGAAGUCCAAUUUUUUUCUCAAAAGUGAGAAACUACAAACAGGAAGCUAUGAUGAAAAACAGUCCCCUGUCCCCCCCCCCCCCCCCCCCCCCCAUUGGUAUGGCAUUUAUUUUCAAUUAAAGCUUAUUUUGUUUGAGAAAUGCCCUCUCACAAUAACCAAAAGUAACUGUCUGAGGAGAAAGCUGAAGCCAAACAUGUUCCUACAAUAAGAUUUUGAGGUUAGCUAGUGUUGGAGUGCUGGAGACCUGCUUGUCUUCUCCCAUGCGAACCCCUGCCCCUCCUGUCCUCCCCUCCAGCUGGUCAUUUUUGUCACACCAGCUGUCUUUACUUGAUAUCCCCAGCACAUCCCUCAGGACUCCUCAGGGAAAUCUAGUCACUGGACUCAUGAUCAACGGGUCAGAUUUUCAAAAAUCUUACUUUGCAAGCACUGCCCCUGGCAAUGCUUAGAAACUCAGAGGUUCCAAGCUAAAGGAUCUUGCUCUUCUGCUCAGGGUCCUACUGAUUGCCAAAAUGGGAGCAUGGAAAGAAUUUCCCCCCUAGGUCAGAUUGUCAAGGGCUGUGAGGAUUUUUUCCCUUCCUUUGUAGCAUUAGGCAGAUCAUUUCCUAGUAUCUUCUGAAUGUAUAAUGACAAGUGACUUCUCUGUCCCUGCAGCAGCAGGGCAUUGGCAGUCUCUCAUUUCCCCUGCUUUCAUCUAUGGCAUAUUACAAAGUGUUGUUGACGUAUUGGGUACUGUGCCUUAUAAUUGUGUGUGAGGGUUUGAAGUGGCAAUUUUGGGGAUUGAUUGGGUUUGCCUUCCAAUUCCUUGGGAUUACCUCUGAACAAAGGGAUUGACCUCAGCGGCCCAGGAGGCCCCUUCCAGACCCAUGCUUUUUCAAUGGGAAGGACCCAGGGUAGAGGAUGGCACAAGCUACUCACAUGCCACAAACAAAGCUUCUGAGUCAGACAUACACAAUUUUCCUGUUUUUCAUGCCUUUGACAGGAGAGAGACAAGCUCAGCCUCCUGCCAACUUGCUCUGAUUUCUCCGCAUGGCAUCAUCCUCUCCAGCCCCUUUGGUCAUACCCUUCCAUCCAUUUCUGCUUCCCUUCAGCUCUCUCCCUCCCUGCUCCCUUUCCUCUGCCGGAGAGAGGGCCCAUCCAAGUUCUUUUAGGGGAAUGCUGCUUUUCCUGCCUUGUGACCCUGAGACCUGUCUGCAUCACAUGAGACUAUUCUAGACCGACCCCAUGAAAGCACAUACCGCCCACCCAUUCCUCUGUGUGCACCAAAUGUCACAAAAUGUAGCACGACUGUGGUUCGAGCAACCCUGUGUGUGCACCAACAGGCACACCUCAGACCGAGAGCAGUGUGGAGGGGACCCUGGGCUCCCCCCUUGCACAGUAGCACCCACCUCACUGACCCACAGCCCCUCUGAGUGUUUCUCUCCUCCUGGCCCCACAUAUCUUCCCCUCUCAGUUUCCUCAUGGGCCACCUUCAAAAGGACUGAGUUGUAUACUGUGGAAGCUAAUAAAGGAUGAGGCAGACAAGG
This is a messenger RNA of Alligator mississippiensis (American alligator), 3825 nucleotides long. Its product is annotated as zinc finger protein 239. Lineage: Eukaryota; Metazoa; Chordata; Crocodylia; Alligatoridae. The record is from RefSeq and is a predicted model, not a curated record. Gene Ontology annotation, biological process: negative regulation of transcription by RNA polymerase II; regulation of cytokine production; regulation of immune system process. The coding region runs from base 140 to 1132 and encodes 330 amino acids. The transcript is spliced from 2 exons.